GAUGUCCCAUUGGCAUAACCAAAUAAACUUACAUAAGAGAGAGAUAUGGUUGGUAUCUGCCUAUAAAAACUAUCAGAUGGAUAAAAUUGCACAGUAUAAGGGCAGAAAUAAGCCUAAAACUGGAAAGUUUAUCACUGGUGGAAUAAAUAUUUGUUCAUACGCUAUUCCUCAGCAAUUUUCUAUUCGUAUCUUUUAGUUAUUUAUAUGUGUGUAUGUGUAUAUGAAUGGAUAUGUGUAACGCAUACAGUUAUCUGGAAAGGAAAAACAAACAACUGAAAGUAAUUUAUUUCAUCUACGUGUAUGCAGAUAUAUUUAAUACAAGUUAAACUGGAUAGAGAAUAUAUGAAUUUAAAUGUGAUUGGAAUAAAUACAUUUUAUCCUUAUACAAAUAUGACUACUACCGACAAUAAUACUAAUAUUAAUAAUCAUAAUAAUAAUAGUGCUCAAUUGCAUAACCUUGUGGAUAACACACAUGUAGAUUAUUUUAACUCGCUAUGUUCUUUGAAACCAGAUAUUCAUACAACGUUUUCUGCUACCAUUGAUAAUCAUAAUAAUCACAACUUUUUCAGUAGUUCAACGGACAUUCCUGUUGAGUCUAUGUUGAAUAAUUAUGGUUUAUUCGACCCGACGACAUCUCAUUUACCUAGAUUUGCUAGUACCGUAACCACUUGCACAAUCAGUAACAUAGGUAAAAAUAGCAGUGCAGUUAACAACAACAAUAGUUAUCUAUACUAUCAUGGUCGCAGCUAUUCGCGUAGAACGAAUGCAGAUAGGAUAAGAAAGGUGAAACAUUCACGAAUUAACAGAGCUUUACCAUCGUCAUCCGCAUCGUCAUCGUUACUAUGGUCAGGGAAGAAAACAAAAUCAUCAAUAAUGAAUUAUGGCAAACUUCACAACCGUGGAAUAAGAUUACAUUCAGUAAAACCACCUUAUUCAUAUAUUGCAUUAAUUACAAUGGCUAUUCUACAUUCACCACAUAAACAUUUAACAUUAGGUGGAAUUUGUGAUUUUAUUAUGUCGAAUUUUCCUUACUACCGUGAACGUUUUCCAGCAUGGCAAAAUUCUAUAAGACAUAAUUUAUCAUUGAACGAUUGUUUUAUGAAGAUACCACGUGAACCUGGUAAUCCAGGCAAAGGUAAUUACUGGACCUUGGAUCCAAAUUCUUUAGAUAUGUUUGAUAAUGGCAGUUUUUUACGACGACGUAAACGUUAUAAACGUCUAAGUUUUGACAAUAGCAGCAAUGCUUGUUUUUACAAUUAUUCCGAAUUUAUCGACAUCUGUAAUAGUAAAAGACAAAAUAAUGAUCGCGUUAAUUUAUUAAAUCAAACUGAGACUUCUACUACUUCUUCUACCGCUAUGGAUAGCAGGAUAUGUAGUAGCAUUUAUCCUCAAGUCAUUGUGGACAAAAACAGUAAUGUCCUUACUAACGCAUAUCAUUCUGACUUUGAUAGUAAUACACGUGUUUUAAUCAAGACAAAUACUACUACCAAAACAAGUAAAUCCAGUAAUGCUUCAUCACUAAAUGAAAAUGUUUUAAAUGUUUGCACCACCAAAAAUGAUUUAAAGAAUGACUGUAUAGUGGAUAACUGUAUUCAAGAUAAUAAAUAUCUUGAGGAAAAAUCGGAAAACAUGUUAGAGUUAAUUGACAAAACUACUAUUCCAUCAGCGUGUACAAUAUCUAUGUGUACACCACAUUCUGUUCAUAAUUCCAAUUUACCUCUGACGUCUUCAUCAUCUGCAUCGUCAUCAUUAGUGAGUGGACCGUUAUCCUCUUGUUCAGUUGAUCCGAAUAUACCUUAUAUAUUCCAUUCGCUGUAUCAAACACAAAAUAAUUCAGAUAUAAAUAAUCAAGAAUACAUACGAAAUUCACUGUCAUUUAAUAUUGAUCACAUUUUAAAUUCAACUAAGAAGAACAAUGAGACAACCUCAUUACUAACAUCUUCAGUCUUGCCCUUCGAUUCUUUAUCUCAUUCUUCUUCUUCUUCUUCUUCUUCAUCAUCAUCAUCAUUAUUAUUAUUUACACCACUGGAAAAGAGAAAUUCUGAAGUAGUUAAACCAUUGUUUCCUUCAUCUUUAUUGUCACGUGAGUCUUAUACUCAUUUUUUAUCAAAUCUGUCCAAUAAUACUACUAUCAUCAAUUCUAAAUUAAAUAAUAAUAAUAUCACUGAUGAUGAAAUGAAUUUAUUUAACAAUGAAAAAUUAUUUCAUCAUGCUUAUUUUAUGCAAAUUUUAUCAAAUCGAAAAUUUAAUUUUCCAGAGCAUUUAUCAUCAUAUUGGAAUGGAAUUGAAUCAAUGGAUUGGUUUAAUACAAAUAUAAAUAUUCAACUUUUAUCUCAUUUUAUCCAAUCUGUUCUACAUACAAAUUAAUCAGGAAUUGAGAAAAAAAGAAGAAAAAAAAAUUCUUUUCUUCAAAAAAAAAACAACAAAACAAACAAAGAACAAACCAAUUUAUGUUACGGAUUGAAAAUGAUUUAUUUGUAUAUGACUUUAUAAAGUGGUCUAUAUAUAUGUUCUUCAAUGGAAACAAUAAAUUCUUUGCUUCUAUUGUAUAAUGAACAUGAAUCUCAGGUGGUUUUGUUUUGUUUGUUGACCUUUUUUUUCUGUCAAAGAAAUCACCUAAUGAUUAUGAUUGAACAAAAUUAUUCUCUUUACACAACUUAACUGUUUCAAUCUAAUAUGUAACUUAAGUUCAAAUGAUUUCUUCUUUUUUUUAAACAAAGAAGUUAUGCAUAAUAUCAUUAUAUUGUUCAUAUAUAUAUAAGUUGCUUAUAGCAUAUGUAUAUUGUAAUGAUUCUAAAAUAAGUCUUUUUUUUCAUAUUUUAUUAAGAAUUUUCUUGUUCUCAUUCAUUUUUCAAUUCGUUUCUUUAUUGAAUUUAC
Messenger RNA from Schistosoma guineensis, 2877 nucleotides. The record is from the annotation of a GenBank genome assembly. NCBI's taxonomy places the organism in Eukaryota, Metazoa, Platyhelminthes, Trematoda, Strigeidida, Schistosomatidae.